Nilaparvata lugens (brown planthopper) is the source of this 2487-nucleotide messenger RNA. Its product is annotated as PR domain zinc finger protein 2. The coding region runs from base 180 to 2027 and encodes 615 amino acids. The transcript has 3 exons. Gene Ontology annotation, cellular component: nucleus. Gene Ontology annotation, molecular function: zinc ion binding. The record is from RefSeq and is a predicted model, not a curated record. NCBI's taxonomy places the organism in Eukaryota, Metazoa, Arthropoda, Insecta, Hemiptera, Delphacidae.
AUUUGCAUUCGCAUUGCAACUUGCAACAGCUGUUGAAGUUGAAACAAGCAAUAGUACGAAGAUGCAUUGAAAAUUGAAAGUGAUAGUGUUAUGGUACUUUAUAGCUUAAAUUAGUUAUAAUUUUCCUUUAGUUAUAGGUUGUGCAUUAGUUAUUAUUCAUUUGAAUAAAUUUGUGAAAAAUGUAUUCUACCAGUCCGUACUGUAGACUCUGUUUACAGACAAGCGACUGUGGUUCACUUGUUGAAAUAUUUAAAGACAAUCUCUUUGAAGGAUUGGUAGAUCCGUGUGAAAUUAUCAGAACAUUUUUAGGUAUUGAUAUUUCACAAGAUGAUGGACUUUCCCGUGUUUUAUGCCGAAAGUGUAUCGGGAUAAUUACUCUUUUUAAAGACUAUCGCGGAAAAGUGAAUACUAAUAACGACUUUUUAAAAGGUGUUUUAAACAUAGCAAAGAGUAGGCCUAGUGACAAAGCUGUAACUGAUUCGGUGGUUGAGAAAAGUAAUGUUGCUCUUGAGAAAGCAUCCAACUCAACAAACUAUCGCCGACCAGGACCCAAAUCUAAAAGAAGACCUAUUAGGAGUGAAACAUGUACCUCAGUUGAAACUAGUAGGUCUACUCCUACCCUUCCCACCAAUGAAGUUGAGGUAUCCAAUAACUUCACACUAAAUUCUUCUGCUCAACAAAAUUCCACUUCCAAUUCAGACCAACAAAAUGGUAGUUGUAUGGCUCAAGGCUUACAAGAUGCUAUUUAUGAAAAUAUCACUUCCGUUUCUGAAAAUUCCGAUCAACAAAAGAUUGACUCACAAGAUGCUACACAUCAAAAUACAACUUCCAAUUCUGAAACCUCCGACCAACAAAAGUCAGACGAUAUUCUAUCUGAUGCAUCUACAAUAUUGUUAGAUCAAUCCAAAAAUGCUAGAAGCAAUCCCACAACAGACUCUGACAAUGCAAUGGAUUUAGAUCAAUCAAGUUUUGCUCAAGUGCCAGUCACUCCUUGUGAACCCUCAAAAUCUCUUGAAAAAACUGAUGAAAUUGAUAUUCCUACACAUGAAACGCCUGAGGUUGAAGAUGAUAGGAGUAAUUCUAAACGGAGGGGGCGUCCAUGUAAACCCAUCCAUUUCUGUGAGCAUUGUAAUCGACCAUUUUUCAACAAACACCAGUACAAAGAUCACAAGUUACAACACAAAGUUCUAAGUACAAGAAUGUUUGUGUGUAAAGUCUGUAAAAUGGCCUAUUCAAACAAUCUAGAUGUUGAAAAGCACCACCCAAGUUUCCAUCCUUUUGCAAGCUUAGACACUGCCAAACAUAGUCAAUCUGAUGAUAUAGGACAAGUUGCUAUAGCUUCCGAGCCUCAAGUUGAUAACAAUCAGCAAACCAACAACACUGUCAAUUUUGACAUUAUUGAAACAGCAGAACAAACACCACCUACCACACCUGUAAAAAGAAAACGCAUGUCAAAGCAAAGUAGGCCUUCUUCCAAAAGAGUUCGAACCACUGUUGAACAGAUAUCGGAUAAACGUCAUUCAGAAAACGUCACAGUUGCUGAGAUACACACGACACCCGAUGAAACAUCUAAUCUACAAGAUAACUCCCAAGCUCAAUCGCCUACAAAAAUCAUAGACAUUAGUACUGCCCCCAUAUCAGCGCUGAUUCCAGCUUCAACACAAUCAAGUAACUCUUGUGAAAAAAUGGACUGUAGCGAUAACAUUGAGGUUAUCCCCGAUGACGAUAUGGAAGGACAUUCCAUUCUAGACAACAAAGGUUCCAAAAUUGAUGUGAUCAAACUUCAAAAUACCGAUAGGCCUACGUCAAAAUGUAAUUCACCAGCUACAAUAACCAACGAGGACAAUGUCUCCGAAGUUGAGGACUUGAAACUACAAACUAAUGUGACUUGUGCAUCUGCGUCACAAGCUCCAAAGAUGGCAGCAUCCAAGGAAGAAAAGGUUUGCAACAAAUGCAACACUUUUAAAUCAAUCAGCAUGAAGGAGAUCUUCAUACAUAAGAAGAAUUGCCGCAAAGAAGUGCGUUGACUUCUCUGAGGAUCGAUCAUGCCCACAUCAGCGCUGGACUUGUGCGUGGAUAAUGGACUAGAUCUUCUACACUGCCACAUAUAAAAUAAAUUAAGACUUGGUUCUCCAUCCGAAGAAAUAACAGCGUUGCCAAUAUUCAUGUAAGAUUGCGAUUUUCUUAAAUUUCUAAUUUAGCCACAUUGUAUGUAGAAUAUCAUCACCGAUAUUCUAUUAGUGUUAAAAAUGUUGCAUGGUUAUAUAAUAUAUGUAUUAUAUAAAUAUGCAUAUGCAAUCAUAGGCCAACAAAAAAAAUAUAAAGAGUCAAUAACUUUUUGGCCUAUGCAGCCGGGAAACAUUGCUGUGUCCGGCCUGCAAAGAGCUUCAAAUUGAAGUUUCAAGGUUAAAAGGAAAUUUUACACAAGGUGUGUGUUGAAAGGAAAUUCAAUUUAAAAUAUUGAAAUCAUCUCGGAAUUAUGUUUUU